Saccharomyces eubayanus is the source of this 3024-nucleotide messenger RNA. RefSeq names its product GTPase-activating protein RGA1 (gene RGA1). The record is from RefSeq and is a predicted model, not a curated record. The transcript has a single exon. Gene Ontology annotation, cellular component: cytoplasm. NCBI's taxonomy places the organism in Eukaryota, Fungi, Ascomycota, Saccharomycetes, Saccharomycetales, Saccharomycetaceae. Gene Ontology annotation, biological process: regulation of GTPase activity; signal transduction. The coding region runs from base 1 to 3024 and encodes 1007 amino acids.
AUGGCGUCAACCUUGCCCAACGAACAAUUUCCCUCGUGUGUGCGGUGCAAAGAUUCUAUAACCACUGGGCACGCGUAUGAGCUAGGUUGUGAUAGAUGGCACACGCAUUGUUUCUCAUGCUAUAAAUGUGAGAAACCAUUAAGUUGUGAAUCUGAUUUUCUAGUACUUGGAACUGGUGCCUUAAUUUGUUUCGAUUGUUCCGAUUCAUGCAAAAAUUGUGGUAAGAAAAUUGACGAUCUGGCCAUUAUAUUGUCUUCGUCAAAUGAAGCUUAUUGUUCAGAUUGUUUCAAAUGUUGCAAGUGUGGUGAUAAUAUUGCUGAUUUGCGAUACGCAAAGACCAAGCGGGGCUUAUUCUGUUUAAAUUGCCACGAGAAGCUAUUAGCCAAAAGGAAAUAUUACGAGGAGAAAAAAAGACGACUUAAAAAAAAUUUGCCCAGUCUUCCUACUCCCGUGCUUGACAAUGAUUCUAUUGAUGUAACUUCAAUUACGGCAGUUGCACCCAAAAGGUCAUCUAGUAGACCUGUAUCACCGGUUAAGAAAAUAUCCUUAGAGUCCGAAUCUAUGAAAGAUAUAGCAAUAGAAACCAACUCGAGCGAUAUCAUUCCGCAUUUCAUCACUGGGUAUGAUGAUAGCGACGAUAAUUCUGGAAGUUCGAAAUUCGGUUCUAAUAUUUCAAUAGACAUUAUAGAACCACAGCAAGAUAGCGCGGAGCAUGCAAAAGAUGAGAAAGUAGAAGAGGUGAAGGUGCAUUCUAGAAACGCAUCGCUUGACAUAGCAUUGGAUGCUACUCCAAGUCAUAAGGUCUUGUUGGGCAACACGGAACCUCCGAGCCGCUCUAAGAUUUUAUUAAACAAAACACCAUUAAGGAAUUCAUCCGGACAAUAUGUCGCAAAAUCUCCAAGUUCUUAUAGACAGGGUAUAGUUGUUAAUGAUAGCUUUGAGGAAAAUAACCAGGUCGAACCUCCAAAUGACGGUUCCCGAACCGCAAGUGAGCUGUUGAGCUCGGUAUUACAUAGCCCUGUUUCUGUUAAUAUGAAAGAUUCGGAGGGGCUCGAUUUGGAUCUUUUCAAUGCUAGGUCGGUCUCCCAUAUGGCUCCUUCACUAUCAAUGAAUGGUUUGAAUAAUAUCCGUGGAGAGAAAAGCCAAUCACAAACUGUUGGUGUAAAAGGGGACAGAAAUAGCAAUGAUUUGAUCUCUACCCAACAACAGCAAGCAGCGAAAUCUUCUUCCCACUCGAACGAUAACGGAAAUAAUAAGAAAAUAUCAAGGUCACUGUCACGAAGGUCUAAAGAUCUGAUGUAUAAUCUGAAGUCUAAAGCUACAAGUAAACAAGAUAAUAGCAUUAAGCUUUCACCUGCUUCUAAACCUUCCUCGAGAGGAUCACAGGAGUUACUUAGAGAGUUUGAUACGCAUCCUAGUUUGGGCACUACAAGUACCAACAGCAAUUAUAUAGACACCUUGGUGAAGAACCAAAAAAACUUAAAUCCAAAGGGAUCUGCUGACAGUAGUAUUCCCAAAACCAAUUCUGAUAUAGGACACAGCGCCGAUGAACUGAACUAUCUUGGAAUAAAAUCACCGUCACCAAUUGGUCAUUUAUUACAAUCACCUGCCACACCAAGUAAUGUAUCCAUGUAUCGAACCCCGCCUUUGGAAAGCUCACUAACAUUCGAUAGGAUGAAUGGAUCUUCAUAUAGUAAUCAUAAUCAUAGUCUACCUAGUUGGCAAAAUACUCCAAAGACACAGUUGGAAAAGAAAGGCAAUCUCGAAGGACAAAGUAACGAAUCUAAAGAUAGAUCGUCUUUCGAUAAAGAAAUCACAGCAGCUGAGUUACAUUUAAAGAAACUAAACAUAAACUUAAAGGAACUCGAAUCUCAAAGGGAGCAAUUGAUGAAAGAGAUUAAUGAAAUGAAGUCUACAAAAGAAACGCUACGCCAGCAUAUCGAAGCCUUUAAUAUCGAAAGAAGUAAAUUAUAUCUAGAUUCAAGCGAUUCUUCAGAGAAUCCUCCUACAAUAAAGGAAACUGGUCUGGACGGAUUAUCACCUAUGAGGCAUGUUGCAACCACAAGCUCUGUAACACGCAGUUCUGUUAAACCGAAAUUCUGGAAGUUCUUUUCAUCUACCAAGCCCCAAGCCGAGCAAUCUAUACAAGGUACAAAUACCAGCAAUCUGAAUUCCGUCAUCAAAGCCGCUCCAGUUUUGCAUUCUGUUCCUUUAGCUACUAGCAACUCCGGUCGUAUAGAAAUCUCACCUCCUGUAUUGCAGAAUCCUAACGAAUUUAGUGAUGUAAAAUUGGUCCCUAUUGAAAAUAGUGGAAGCAUGGCACUAAAUAAGGAUACCGAAGAUUAUUCGGAUGGAAGCAAUCUGUACGGUUCAACUCUGGUUGCUAGGUGUAAUUAUGAAAAAAACAAAAUACCGAUGUUACUAUCUGUCUGCAUAGAUUUUAUCGAGGCAAACGAGGAAAAUAUGAAGUCAGAGGGUAUAUAUAGAAAAUCAGGGUCACAGCUAGUCAUUGAAGAAAUUGAAAGGCAAUUCUCCCUGUGGCAGGUACAACAUGAUAACGAAAUUCCUAAUAUUUUAACAGAUCAAGAUCUGAAUGCUGUCACUGGUGUAUUGAAAAGAUAUUUAAGAAAGCUUCCUAAUCCGAUCUUCACGUUCCAAGUUUACGAACCACUAAUGAACUUGGUUAAGUCCAGAAAGAUGAUGGAGACUUUACCAUUUACGGGAGGAAAGCUAUCUCUAGAUUCCAGAAAUUCGGAUAAUUAUACUACCAGUGUAAGUGCCUUAAAAAGCAUAUUGGAAAGAUUGCCAAAGGAACAUCAUAGGGUAUUGAGGGUACUUAGUGAACAUAUCGAAAAGGUUACGAAAUACAGUGAUUGGAAUCGUAUGACACUUAAUAACUUAGCUUUGGUUUUUGCGCCUGGUUUGAUUCGUGAUUUUAGUGGAGAAAAGGAUAUUAUCGAUAUGAAAGAGAGAAAUUAUAUCGUAGCAUUUAUUUUAGUGAACUAUAGAGAGCUUUUGGCGUAG